This is a messenger RNA of Anopheles merus, 5795 nucleotides long. RefSeq names its product protein phosphatase PP2A 55 kDa regulatory subunit (gene tws). Lineage: Eukaryota; Metazoa; Arthropoda; Insecta; Diptera; Culicidae. Gene Ontology annotation, molecular function: protein binding; protein phosphatase regulator activity. Gene Ontology annotation, cellular component: cytosol; protein phosphatase type 2A complex. The record is from RefSeq and is a predicted model, not a curated record. The transcript is spliced from 7 exons. Bases 1064 to 2710 code for a protein of 548 amino acids. Gene Ontology annotation, biological process: peptidyl-serine dephosphorylation.
CGGUCGGAUUUGUCGGUUCGAUGCUUGCGUUGGGCCGCGUGGUUCUUUAUUCCAUCGAUGAACGUCGUGUCGCACGAGUCUUGCUAAACGCGUGUCGCGUGUACAGAAAGGGGCCCAACGGCAUUGCAUAGUUCACGCAGCAUCAGUUUCAGUGCUAUUCUCGAUAUUACGAGUGAUAACUGCGGUGAAUGGAUCGAUAUAACCCUUUAGAAUUCAAUAACUCUAGUGAUUAAAUUAGUGGAUAAUGUGCACACAAAACAACCCACGAAGAUAACCAGAGGGUAACUCAUGAACAUAACACAGCUCUUUUUGCAGUUAAACACUUUGAACUGAUUGCCAUAAGCUUCAAGUGCAAAAUGUGUACAAGCAACACACCGACAUUGCAAUUGUCAACUUUGACUUGAACGUUAUCUCAGUGUAGUGCCGUUUAGUGCAGCAGUUGAGUAGAUUUUUAGUGAACAACAUCUGGUCCGAUUUAGUGAUUGUUUAGCGAACGAACUGGAGAACGCAGCAGAAAGUGUACAAUCAAUAGUGCUAUAUUGUCGUCCGUUCGUGAAGCUCUUGCCGUGGAUGCCUCACCGAGAGACCCCACGGGUGAUCGUUGGGGAACCCUUGCCGAAUCCGAUCUAUUCGAUCAAGAGUCGCUGGAAAAGGAGCGACAGCGGCUGCCACAGAUUGCCUUAAAGUCAACAGUAGCGACACAAUGUGCUAUCUUCAGCCUGUUGUGCUAUCACCAUCCCGUGCGGGGUGAAGGCCUUGAUCGGCUUGAACCGGAAGUGCAGUGCUGUAUAGUGUGAAUUGAAAACCGAACCCUCGGUAUAGGAAAUUGAUCGAUCAACUCGAGCACGGCGAGCAAGGCGACCAAACUGACAAGUGUGGCCUUCACAUCAGCUCGGGAUAACGGCACCGAAACAACCAAUGUUGAGUGCUAUCAGCUUGUACGAAACACGUUAGUCUGUUGUGAGGGAUAGUUGCAUUGCUUCAUGGUUCACAUACACCGACCGCAUCAGUAUCCCCGACAACUUGGUCAUCAUCGUCUCAGACAUCUACUUUCGAUCAAUCGAUGAAGUCUAAAGUACAGACAAGCUUUAGACAAAAUGCGUCAUCGAUUGGGCGAUGGGGACGAUCAACGACGAACCCGGUAACCAUUCCCGGCAGUACGGCCAGCGGAACGGCUGACGGAUAUAGCUACACGUUAACAAGCGGUCCCAGCCCUCCGCAUAGUCCUCCCAUCAAUAUGCCGCCGCCAAUACCUCCCCGACCUGUGAUACGACAGUCCAGCUUCACCAAGAUAGGAUACAUGAUCAAUACAGCCGUCAAUGGAACCAAAAAGCAAUUCAGCAGUGGCAGCAGCAGCAACAGCAGCAGUAGUAACAGUGGUAAUGGCGAAACAUCGUGGUGCUUUUCACAGAUAAAGGGGGCCCUGGAUGAUGAUGUUACCGAGGCCGACAUCAUUUCCUGCGUCGAGUUUAAUCACGAUGGUGAACUUUUGGCCACUGGUGAUAAAGGAGGCAGGGUUGUUAUAUUCCAGAGAGACCCAUCGUCGAAGGCUUCAACACCGCGGCGUGGUGAAUACAACGUGUAUUCAACAUUUCAAUCGCAUGAACCUGAAUUCGAUUACUUAAAGUCGCUCGAGAUCGAGGAAAAAAUUAACAAAAUCAGAUGGCUGAGGCGCAAGAAUCAGUCACACUUUCUGCUCUCGACCAACGACAAAACGAUCAAGCUGUGGAAGGUGUCGGAGCGCGAUAAGCGAGUGGAGGGAUAUAACACACGGGAGGACAAUGGCAGCAUUCGCGAUCCAGCCUCGAUCAAUUCGCUGAGAGUGCCAUCGAUUAAGCCGAUGGAUCUGAUGGUGGAGGCAUCGCCACGUCGCAUUUUUGCGAACGCUCAUACCUACCACAUUAACUCGAUCUCGGUAAACUCGGAUCAGGAGACGUACCUGUCGGCGGAUGAUCUACGGAUCAACUUGUGGCAUCUAGAGAUUACCGACCAGAGCUUCAAUAUCGUCGACAUCAAACCGGCGAAUAUGGAGGAGCUGACUGAGGUGAUCACGGCGGCCGAAUUCCACCCGACCGAGUGCAACGUGUUCGUCUACUCGAGCAGCAAGGGUACAAUUAGGUUAUGUGAUAUGCGCUCUUCGGCAUUAUGCGAUCGACAUGCAAAGCUGUUCGAGGAACCGGAAGAUGUGGACACAACGAAUAAGAGUUUUUUCCGCGAAAUCAUAAGUUCGAUUAGCGAUGUAAAGCUGAGCAACUCUGGACGCUACAUGAUCUCGAGGGACUAUCUGAGUAUUAAAGUGUGGGACCUGCACAUGGAAACUAAACCUAUUGAAACGUAUCCGGUUCAUGAAUACCUCCGCACGAAGCUGUGUUCGCUAUACGAGAACGACUGUAUCUUCGACAAGUUCGAAUGUUGCUGGAACGGUAACGAUUCCGCCAUUAUGACUGGCAGUUACAACAAUUUCUUCCGCAUUUUUGAUCGGAAUACGAACAAGGACGUGACGCUCGAAGCGUCUCGCGACAUCAUCAAACCGAAGACAGUGUUGAAACCGCGCAAAGUGUGUACCGGUGGCAAGCGGAAAAAGGACGAAAUCAGCGUUGACUGUUUGGCCUUCAACAAGCGAAUUCUGCACACUGCUUGGCAUCCGCUCGAAAACAUCAUCGCCGUGGCCGCCACCAAUAAUUUAUUCAUUUUUCAGGAUAAGUUUUAGCCAAUAGUAAUAGUAGUAGUGAGGAUAAUUAAAUAUUAUUCUAAUUGUAAUGAUUACGAUUAUUAUUGAUAGAGUUUCCUGGGCAUACACGGCGGAACAAAGGAAGGUUAAGGUGGAAACAUAAUGGUGAAUGCAAAAGCAAAGCGCAUAAUAUUUUCGAUGUUCUGGCAGGUAUGAAAAAAAGGGAUUGUUAAAAAGCCAAGGGAAAAGGCGAAAAAACACGUUUCAGAACAUAAAAUUGUUACGUCUGUGGACAUCAUCACAAAACGACGCAAGCAAAAAAAAAAAAAAAAUACAAUCAACUGACUGGAAACCGGCUGGAAAUAGCGAGUGUGCUUGCGUGUGUGUAGUAGCAUGGCUAAAAUAGUACAGCAGACAAACCUCGAAGAGGAGGGUGUCGUAUGCCGUUUGCUGACCGCAAGAUAGAUAGGACAGAAAUGUGUCUUUGCAUUGCCCACAUUGUUUAAGAGAACUUGUGUAAAUGAAUUUGAACAGGUUUUUUGCAGUGUUCUUAUUCUACACGCAAUUGCAACCAUGCUUCAACUUUUACCUAUGUGCGCGGUCAAAUCCUGUACGCUUUCCAGCUUAAUUCACAUUUUCAUAGAACCACCAUCGAGCGUGGAAUCGAGAUGCGUAACAUCGGGAAAAUUUUGUUACACUUUUGCCUCCUGUUUGCUCGUUGUUGUUCAUCUUAACAGCAAAAGCAGGUAGCUUGAUUUGUUUGUCGACUGUCCCCAGGCCUAGGUCCCCAGGAAACGUACGAAGAAAGAGCAAUCCGAUCGUUAUAUCCACCCCAACAGUAGAUUCAGGAGUGUAGCUUCAGGGACGGGCGGGCACUAUAUACAAAAGAACAAUAAUUGCUGAAACGCCAUGUGCACAUGUGUUUGAUGAGUUUGCGGGUAUGAUGUCGUAUGAAUGGGCAAGAGUAGUGUGUGAGUGAGUGAGAGAAAAUUGGGUGUGUGCGAUGAUGUAGUUUGUAUGUGGGCAGUGUGUGUGUGUGUGUGUACGCGUGUGCUGGGCGCAGUAGGAAGAGGCAGCACUGCGUGUGCUUCGAAUGAUAGGAUAUGAUGCAAAUGGAAAUACAUCGUUAAUUCUAGAUACUAGUGAAAAUAAAUCAGUUAGGGUGCGGCGAGGUGUUUGCGGAAAAUGGUGAAUGAGAAAAUGAAUUGCAACAAAAACAUAGGUGUAAAAAAACGAAUCGUAAUACAUUGGCUUUGGUGAUACCGUGCAGCUCGGUCACAAUGAAAAAGAGGAACAGAAAAGAGACACAGAGGGCCGAAAUUUGCACGCAGUGAAAAGGUAUCAGGAAGAACAAGUGCAAGCUUCAGAAAUUGGGUGAAGAGAACCCGUCAACCGUGCGAAAAAUGAAUCGCUAGCGUCAAAAUUAAUGGCUAGAGAUUGUUGUGCUAAGCAUUUCUUACAAGAGGUGAAAUAAUUUACAAUUAUAACCUCCUUGCUUUUCAGUUCAUGAAGCACUAUCGUUAAAGAUGAUAACAGCAAAAAACAAACACGGAGGCGUACACGCAGACACAACAAUCGAUAAAAAUCGUUCCCUUAGCGUAUUUAUACAUCAAACAUCGCAAAUGAACAAAAUCAACUCAUCAAAAAGAAGGUACAUUUAGAGAGUUUAAUCUACAAAAAUAAACAUAUAUCGCAGCUCAAUAAUGGUUAACAGUAACAACAAACCCGUAGAACCUUUUUGUACUCAGUUCAAUAUAGCACAGGCCACAAAAACUGCAGCGAAAGAUUACAACUUUGGUAACUAUUGGUUGCAAUUUGAGUACAUGCUUUUGGGGUUUUGGUUAUCCAUAUCCAUAUCCAAAAGAGCGUGGGUUUUGUUGUGUGUAUGAACCCCAGCUUCAAACAACAGCAAAGAGGAUGGUGUUGCAUUUGUUCCUGCUAUCUCCACUUAUUCGGCUAUUCCAAUUGCACUUCAUUCAGCCAACAAACCGAAGGAUUAAGGGCAGAGACAUUUUUCUAUUUUCCGAUUAUUGUUACUACUAUAAGGCGAUGUGUUGCUGUAGCUUCCGCAUCAUAUAUGAGAGUGUAAUUGAAACUUAACAUAUAUUUUUUACUGUUUAUUUUAUUGUUUGCAUUUAAGCUGUGGCAUGGCUGAAGCUUGAGGAAAAGAAAAGAAGAGAAAAGAAAGGAAGCAUUGCAUGUGGUGUGAGAGAUGAACGACAAACAGCAAAUCGAAAAUAUACACUCACUGCACUUAAUAACGACGCAUUAAAGGAGAUAGAGCUAACGUGGAGAGGUUAAAGCAAAUGAAUAAAAUUAAAAUAUAAAGCUAAGAGAACGUGUAAGCAGAAGAAGAAAACAACGCUUACACGCAGAAGGACCGUUGUCGAGGGAGAGUUGCAAACGCAUUGAUUCUUUCGGCAAAAUACGUACGUGUUAUGUGUUUGUGUAGGCGGUUUUAAAAACAAUUCCUUGCAGAACCUUUUUUUAUUACUUUUAUAUUAAGCUAGAUUUUUAUCCCCAAUGUAAAGUGGUUGCUGCUUUGUUUGGAUUUGUUUUAUUUUAUUCUCAGUUUGCCGCUCCCACCCCCUUUUUUUGUUUUGGAGAAUUUGGCAAAAAUAAUUAGAAUGACAUAGAAUGAGUGAGGGGCAGAAAUGAACACCUCCCAUGCCUUGUGAAAAGACAUAACGCCCGUUUAACUCACAGACAGACAGAAAGAUAGACGGACAACCAGAGAGGGCGGCGCAUACACGAUGGUAUUGUGUAAAAAAAAAAAAAAAUGCGGUACAGAAUUGCUUGUGUGUAUGAUGGCAUGUGAUACUCGUGUUUACUUCGUCCUCGUACGAACGGAAAAGACUAGACAAAAAUAUAUGUAGAGAAGCGGGGAGGGAAGAGGGGAUACUAACGAUGGGGCGCAAGAAUAGCGCAUCGGAAGAGAACGCAACAAACACACAAAGGUCGGAGUAGCGCAAGAAUGAAAAGGUAUAGCGCACAGCAGAGCAAUGAGCGCCAGAGGGAAGAAACAGGAGAGGAGGCACACGGUUUAUUAAAUCCAUGAAACGAAGCAGCAUAAGCGAAACAACAAAAAUCAAAUGAAAUAAAACAAUGAAUAAAUCACACAAAA